Metschnikowia bicuspidata var. bicuspidata NRRL YB-4993 is the source of this 1194-nucleotide messenger RNA. RefSeq names its product transcriptional regulator (gene OPI1). Gene Ontology annotation, cellular component: endoplasmic reticulum; nucleus. NCBI's taxonomy places the organism in Eukaryota, Fungi, Ascomycota, Pichiomycetes, Serinales, Metschnikowiaceae. Gene Ontology annotation, biological process: phospholipid biosynthetic process; endoplasmic reticulum unfolded protein response; regulation of transcription by RNA polymerase II. The transcript has a single exon. The record is from RefSeq and is a predicted model, not a curated record. Gene Ontology annotation, molecular function: transcription corepressor activity. Bases 1 to 1194 code for a protein of 397 amino acids.
AUGCCCCAUCCCAAACAGAUCAAAAGAAAACUAUCAGAAACAUCAAACGCCGAACCGCCAAGAUAUGCAGAUAUCGUAUCUCCUUCUUGGAAUUCUGGCUCGCAACAAGAGCCAAGAGAUGAGGAUCUAGUGUCUGCUGCUGAGGCGUUGACUCGUCUCACGAACUCUGCAACUCCGCCACCCUCAUUUCAUGAAACGCAUUGUACUUUAGCCCUGCAAACAGCUUCACCUUCUUCCUCGACCCCAGUUACAGAGGCUGGCACACAAAUACAUCCGAUUGUGAAGAGAGUGAACACGAUUUCGAAGCUUCCCUUGGUCACGAACGCUGUGAAGUAUUAUGAAACAUCCAAGAAAAACUAUGCCACAUUCAACUACGCUGCUGGAAUUGUAGAAAAGGCCGCCAUGCCGGUUUUUAGUAAGAUCGAGGUCAAUUUAAACAACAAACACCAGGCGAAGCUUGAAGAGCGAGCACGCAUCAAGAAAAAGAGAAGGAUCAACAAAAAACACGAGAAGCAUGAAAUAAAGAAGCGCAUCAAGUUCUGUUUGCACAUCUUAAAACUUGCCAAUGAGAAUAUCAGUUCCAAGGUUGUUGACCUCCAAGAGAAAAUGAAAGAGACGGAGGCACUGAAGACCGUCAAAAGCGAGUCUCCCACUCCUGUCUGCCAGCUCACAAAUGAGUCACAAACACCUGGCCUUUCUCCUGAAGAACUCACUCCAAUUUCUACAAACAGCCCGGAGAAAGCUCUAGAGACGAACAAUGAGAUUGUUGCCACUGUCAAGAAAAUAGUGCAUGUAAUCUCCAACUUUAGACCGAGUUCCUUGAAUGUUGGCGAUGACACGAACGGCGGCCCGAAUGAUGACGUUAAAUUGAAAAAAACCAUUCGUGAGAUCAUUUUGAGUCUACCUAAGCAAGUAUCACAGACUGUUCCUGGUGCUCAGAAAGCUCCUCAUCAAGCUAUCUCCUUCGCCAGAGAAUCGCUAGACAUGAUCGGGCGCCUCACUACUGUAUUCAAUGAGCAAUUGGAAAAGGCCGAGCACUGGGUUGAUAGAUCUACAGAUGACAUGUCGAUUGAUUCACUUGUCAGCGAAAGUCCUGCGCCAAGUGAACUGACUAAGAUUGAUCGACCUGGCGUUGUGAGGUUGAAGUCUGAGGAGAGCUUUCAUUCUCUUUAUUCUCAAAAUGACUCAGCAUAA